This is a messenger RNA of Ramularia collo-cygni, 1245 nucleotides long. RefSeq names its product related to phosphotyrosyl phosphatase activator PTPA. Gene Ontology annotation, biological process: mitotic spindle organization. The record is from RefSeq and is a predicted model, not a curated record. Gene Ontology annotation, molecular function: peptidyl-prolyl cis-trans isomerase activity; protein tyrosine phosphatase activator activity. Gene Ontology annotation, cellular component: nucleus; protein phosphatase type 2A complex; cytoplasm. Bases 1 to 1245 code for a protein of 414 amino acids. NCBI's taxonomy places the organism in Eukaryota, Fungi, Ascomycota, Dothideomycetes, Mycosphaerellales, Mycosphaerellaceae. The transcript has a single exon.
AUGCCUACUGCCGUGAAACCUCCAACGGAUAUUCCCUCCCUGUCCGCAAAACUUCUCUCGCCGCGACGAAGACAGACUCAACCAGAAAGCACCGAAGUGCCACCAACGCCAGCGCUCUCAUCAACUCCAGACCUCAGCAAUCAACACUAUUCCACACCGACGCGACGAAUCCUGUCUGAAACAGACCAUCAGCUGUUCCUCACUUCAGAAACCCACAACCUCAUCGUCAGCUUUGUUUUUCAUCUCUCCGACUCAGUCCGCGACACGACCAUUUCUGCCGUCCGUGACUCUUCAGCAGCUCAAGACCCGGCCAUCCUUGCCCUUUUCGCCGUGCUCGAUGAUGCCGAAAGGAUUUUGAAGGAAUGUCCUGCGUUGGACACUGGAUCUCGCUUUGGCAACCCGGCGUUUCGAGAUUUCCUUUCCAAAAUCAACACCACUCUCCCAUCAUGGCACUCCAAAUUCGGUGUCCUCUCACAACCCGCCGUGGAUGAGAUUUCCACCUACCUCGCCUCCGCUUUUGGUAAUGGCUCGCGGAUUGAUUACGGAUCUGGACAUGAGCUCAACUUUCUCCUUUGGCUCCUCUGUCUCCGUCAAGCUGGCUUCCUCCCCGCCAGCACAUUCCCCGCACUAGCCCUUUUGGUGUUUCCUCGCUACCUCACUCUCAUGCGAUCCGUGCAGGAAACAUACUAUCUCGAGCCCGCUGGUUCCCACGGUGUGUGGGGUCUAGACGACUAUCAAUUCCUUCCCUUUCUCUUCGGCGCCAGCCAAUUGGUGGGACACAAACACAUCCGACCAAUGAGCAUUCACAAUGAAUUGAUCAUCGAGGAGUGCUCCAAGGAUUACCUCUACCUCGAUCAGAUCCGCUGGGUCAACGCAACCAAGACGGUACAGGGUCUUCGCUGGCAUUCCCCCAUGCUAGACGACAUCUCCUCGGCGAAGAAUUGGGGAAAGGUUGAAGCCGGGAUGCGGAAGAUGUUCCUCAAAGAAGUCCUGGGCAAGUUGCCCGUCGCGCAGCACUUUAUGUUUGGAUCACUCCUGCCGCCUGCGGAAGGAAUGAGCGGUGGGGAGGAAGGUGAGGCGGUGGGCGAGGCCGAGCUAGUAGAUGCGGAUGGAAUGAGACACGUGCAUAAUCCUACCAGUUGGGGUGACUGCUGUGGCAUCAAGGUCCCAAGUGCGGUUGGUGCGCGGAGAGAGGCAGGAAAGAGGGGAGAGGGUGAAGGUUUGAGGAGGGUUCCAUUCGAUUAG